This is a messenger RNA of Peniophora sp. CBMAI 1063, 1626 nucleotides long. The record is from the annotation of a GenBank genome assembly. Lineage: Eukaryota; Fungi; Basidiomycota; Agaricomycetes; Russulales; Peniophoraceae.
AUGCUACGCUCUCGGAUAACACUCUCUGGCCUACGCAACGGCCGCAGCUACGCCUCUGCUGCCGGCAGUCUGAGUACGCCCGCCCGCAUCAAGGCUGAACAGAUCUCCAGCGAGUGGAAGGGCACGAGUGCGACUGGAGGCAACACUCUGAACUACAUCGGCGGGGCAUUCGUGGAGAGUAGAACCGACAAGUACAUCGACGUGUUGGACCCGUCUACGCAAACCUUGCUCACGCGCGUCCCGGAGACUACGAGCGAGGAGUUCAACCAAGCCGUCGAUGCCGCUUCCGACGCCUUCAAGACGUGGGGCAGAACGUCUGUACUGACGCGACAGAGAUGCAUCUUUGAACUGCAACGCUUGAUUCGCGAGAACGCGGAUGCCCUUGCCGCAAGCAUCGUCCUUGAGCAAGGAAAGACAUGGCCGGACGCACACGGUGACAUUCUACGGGGAUUCCAGGUAGUUGAACACGCCGCCAGUGCCCCGUCGUUGCUCCUUGGCGAGAAGAUCGAAGUGAGCAGGGACAUGGACACAGAAGUUCGCAAGGUUCCAUUGGGUGUCGUUUCUUCCAUCGCCCCGUUCAACUUCCCUGCGAUGAUUCCGCUCUGGUCUAUCCCAAUGGCUACCGUAACUGGAAAUACUCUCAUCCUGAAGCCGUCUGAACGUGACCCUGGAGCGGCUAUGAUCAUUGCUGAACUUUGCGAACGCGCCGGUUUCCCAGCUGGUGUCGUCAAUGUCGUUCACGGGACUGUCCCAACCGUGAACGCUAUCUGCGACCACCCAGCUAUCCGCGCUAUCAGCUUUGUCGGAGGUGACCGUGCGGGUAAGCACAUCUACGAUAGGGGUACAUCGAACGGUAAGCGCGUUCAGAGCAACAUGGGUGCGAAGAACCACGCUGUUCUCAUGCCCGACGCAAACAAGAAUCUUGCCCUGAACUCCAUCGUUGGAGCAGCCUUUGGCGCUGCCGGUCAACGCUGUAUGGCGAUAUCCGUCGCAGUGUUGGUCGGUUCCGCUCAAGAGUGGCUCCCAGACUUGAUCAAGCUCGCUCAGAACUUGAAAGUCAGCGGUGGAUUCGAGAAAGGCGCUGAUCUUGGGCCGGUCAUCUCACCCCAGGCCAAGGAGCGUAUCCUGAAGCUCAUUGGUUCGGCAGAGGAACAAGGCGGCAAGAUACAUCUCGAUGGCCGCCGCAUCUCCGUUCCGGAAUACGAGCACGGCAAUUUCGUUGGGCCAACGAUCAUCGAGGCAGACACCUCGAUGGACUGCUACACCACCGAGAUCUUUGGGCCUGCACUUGUCGUUCUCCGCGCUGGCACGCUCGGCGAGGCCGUCGACAUCAUCAACUCGAACAAGUACGGGAAUGGCACGGCUAUCUUCACUCAGUCCGGUGCGACUGCGCGCAAGUUCGAGACGGAUGUCAAUGUCGGCCAGAUUGGUAUCAACGUACCGAUCCCUGUCCCGCUUCCGAUGUUCUCUUGGAGUGGAAACAAGGCUAGCGUUUUGGGCGACCUUGGAUUCUACGGCAAGAGCGCUAUCGAAUUCUACACGCAGAAAAAGACCACGACCAGCCUCUGGAAGGCCGAGGACGCACUGACGAGCAAGGCGUCCGUCAACAUGCCCACCCACCAUUGA